AUGUGCUGUGUCGACGGAGGGAGAUAUGAUCUUAGAGGCGGUCCUUCCAUAGUACUCCACAUAAAAGAGCUACAACACGAGUCACGAGACGCUGCAACCACAAUGACGCCCUUAUUUGAGGAACGGUUGCUUGUGGGCGUGGCCGGUACCUGUUCCCUAUUCGCUAUCGCUGUUUGUCUGCUCUCUAUUCCGACUAUGAUUGAAGAAAUGAGUGACGUUCAAGCAAUGGUCGAUGGUGCUGUGCGAAGUUUUCGUGUUGAUACCGAUAUAGCAUGGAACAAUGUGAUGGAAGUAAGAAUGGCGAUAGAACCGCCGAGAAUGUCACCUUCCGAUGUGUUGACGUCGAUAUUUCGACCUAAAAGAGCUAGCGGUAUUUUUGCCGGAUUACCACCAUGGUGUGUAUGUGAAUUGACCGAGCCGAAAUGUAAACCUGGACCAUCAGGGAUUCCUGGACCACCUGGGUUACCUGGUGAACCAGGACCAGACGGACUUCCCGGAGAGGAUUAUAAACCAGUUCCCGGAGCCGAGUGCGGAGUACCAACCGAGUGCGUCAAAUGCCCAGCAGGACCACCAGGUGCUCCUGGACCAGGAGGCCCACCAGGACCAAGAGGUUCAGAAGGAGAAAUCGGGAAAGCAGGAGAAGCGGGAAAACCUGGGAAGCCUGGACCACCAGGGUCCGAAGGUGAAAGAGGCAAAGAAGGUCCCAGCGGAAAACCCGGUACGCGUGGCCCACCAGGUCAUGCGGCUAUCAAGAAGUUCAAGGCUGGAGUAGGUCCUCCAGGACCACGCGGUUGUGUAGGAAAACCAGGUAAACCUGGAUCACGUGGGAAACCCGGUCCUCCGGGAGCACCCGGACCAACGGGUGAGAUGGGAAAGCAAGGGUCCGUCGGUGAGCCUGGUAGCGUCGGUAAGGAAGGUCAGGAAGGAGAGGAAGGACUACCUGGACCUGAUGCACAUUACUGCAGUUGUCCACCACGUACUCUUCCUUAUUUAAAAGUUAAUUAA
Necator americanus (New World hookworm) is the source of this 1005-nucleotide messenger RNA. RefSeq lists its product as uncharacterized. The coding region runs from base 1 to 1005 and encodes 334 amino acids. Lineage: Eukaryota; Metazoa; Nematoda; Chromadorea; Rhabditida; Ancylostomatidae. Gene Ontology annotation, molecular function: structural constituent of cuticle. The record is from RefSeq and is a predicted model, not a curated record. The transcript has 3 exons.